Messenger RNA from Linum tenue, 1198 nucleotides. Lineage: Eukaryota; Viridiplantae; Streptophyta; Magnoliopsida; Malpighiales; Linaceae. The record is from the annotation of a GenBank genome assembly.
CAUCGCCCUCACCAACUGAUACCCAGACCCGCCGCCAACAUCGCCCUCACUCAGAAGAAAAAACCUCCGCCACCCGCCGCCAGCAUCGCCCUCACCCACCCAGCGGUUCACCCUCCGCCACCCGCCGCCAGCAUCGCCUUCACCCAGCAGCGCUUCACCCUCCGCCGUCGCCGCUAGCAUCACCCUCACCCAGACCCGUCGCCGCCGUCAACCAGACCCCUCGCCCAGACUCGCCUUCACCCAGCAGCGCUUCACCCUCCGCCGUCGCCGCCAGCAUCACCCUCACCCAGACCCGUCGCCACCGUCAACCAGACCCUCGCCUAGACUCGCCUCCACCACCAAGACUCGUCGCCGCCACCCAGAUCCGUCGCCGCCAGCAUCUUCGCCCAAGCCCAGAACCGACGCACUGUCGCCGAGGAGGAAGGAGAAGCCUCCAAAUCAUCGCCCGCCCCUAGCCCUCUGCUUCUGCUCAGACCCGCCGAAGGCAGGGCACCCGCGCGGAUCCGGCAGAGCCAGGAAGCCCACCUGCUCCGACCCUGGUCCGAUCCGGUCUCUGACCCGCCCGGACCCUGGCCCGAUCCGGUCUCUGACCCGCCCGGACCCUGGCCCGAUCCGAUCUCUGCCCCGCCCGGACCCUGGCCCGAUCCGGUCUCUGCCCCGCCCGGACCCUGGCCCGAUCCGGUCUCUGCCCUGCCCGGACUCUGGCAACAAUGAGCGAAAGAAGGGGCAAGGAAAAAUCGAGGGUUCUCGGACGCAACGCAUCAACACAUAUGAUGACAUGGUGGAGGAUGACGAUAGCAGUGAUGAUGAGUGUGAUGUGGAGGGUGAUGAUGAGUUGUCUUUUCAUGAGUUGUUUUUCGACGGUCAUCCCGGAGGUUCGAGUGAUCAUGUGUCUACUGGCUCGACCCAUGGCAGUACUCUUGUUGGGCCGCUACGCGGCAAGGAUGGGCGUUUUGCUUCGUCCUCUGAUGGGAGCAGGCCUUCACGGAAGAAACCGAGGGACGAGACGUGGCUGCUUACAAAAGAAGCUCCAGGAGGCCCUAGGGAUAUCAGUUUGAUCCCUAGUUUCGGUGGUCACAUAGCUCAUCGCUUGUGGACAUCGAGUUUGGAUUCUCGGAAGAUGUCUGUUUUCCAGUUCUACGCUCGACAGGGUGGAGUGGAUCGAUUGAGGACGUUUAGAUGUUGGAUAUUUGUUAAG